AUGUUCACCAAGUCCACGGCUCUCGUCACGGGCCUCCUGAGCCUCGCUGUCACCUCUCUGGCUAAGCCAGCGGCCGACCCAGUGCCGGGGUUCACGUCGACUUCAAAGGAGUGCCAAAUGACACCAGACUAUGGCCCAACUCUCCUCUGCGCAACUGUAAAGUAAGAAAACCCCACUGUGCGGAACAUUCUUGGGUGGUCGGAUUUUCUGAUUUUCUUUCUGCUGCUCAGAGUACCCUCCACACCCCCUCGGACGGAAUUCAUCUGCUGGCAAUACGGCGAGAACUGGUGCACCUACGCAAACAAGAUCUCCGACACGCCGGACAUUUGCAACCCGAGCACCAACCGCGCUGCGGAGUUCAAGACGGUGCCUUUCAGCGACCGGUAUGGCGUUGUCGACUUUAGCUGCUAUGUAAGUGAAGAAGAGGGGAAGUCCGAAGAGAUACGAGGCCUAUCCGCUUACAAUUUCUUUUCUUCACAUGACAGGCCAACUUCAAUGUGUACUUUUCUGGAUGCGAGAACAACGCAGAUGGAACGGUCAAUUACGACAACCUCCGUGCGAACUUCGUCUCCCAGUCCCAAGGAAGUCAGUUCCCCGGUACUCACGUCGACUAUGACUGCACGUAUGUCACCGAGAACCGGGCGUGCCCUUACGAUGCCGGGUAUGGUACACAGACAGAGUGGGAAGCUCUCCUCGAGGUGAAUAGAUUCUUGGCCUCCAUUGGCUCCGAGAUCCUCUUUGCUAAUGUCGUUCUAGUGCGGUGCCAAAGGCGGUAGCUAA
Lecanosticta acicola is the source of this 780-nucleotide messenger RNA. The record is from the annotation of a GenBank genome assembly. Lineage: Eukaryota; Fungi; Ascomycota; Dothideomycetes; Mycosphaerellales; Mycosphaerellaceae.